Messenger RNA from Morus notabilis, 1420 nucleotides. Its product is annotated as GDSL esterase/lipase CPRD49. Bases 227 to 997 code for a protein of 256 amino acids. NCBI's taxonomy places the organism in Eukaryota, Viridiplantae, Streptophyta, Magnoliopsida, Rosales, Moraceae. The record is from RefSeq and is a predicted model, not a curated record. The transcript has 6 exons.
UAAUUGUCGUUAUACUAAAUACGACAUAAGUAUUUCCUCCUGCAAACAAAACUUUGUUUGUCGUACACAUUUCAAAGUAAUAAUAUACAUAAAUGGUUAUGGGAUAGAGAAGAAAAAAGAAUUUCCAUUUUUAUUUAUUUCACUUCCUCUUCGCUCCUUGUUCGGUCAUUGUACAACCAGCGUCGCAGCUGAUCCUAAUUCUCCGUUCGAAGAGAGAGAGAGAGAGAUGGUGGGUCCGGCGAGACCACAAUUCGUUCUGUUUGGAUCGUCGAUUGUUCAGCUGAGCUACAGCAAUGGCGGUUGGGGCGCUAUGCUCUCUGACAUUUACGCUCGCAAAGCAGAUAUAUUGUUGAGAGGGUACUACGGGUGGAACUCAAGGCGUGCUCUGCAGGUCCUUGAUCAAGUUUUUCCUAAGGAUGCUUCAGUACAGCCUUCAUUGGUAAUAGUUUAUUUUGGCGGUAAUGAUUCGAUGGGGUCUCACUCGUCUGGCCUAGGCCCUCACGUACCACUUCCUGAAUACAUAGAGAACAUGAAAAAGAUCGCAAGACAUCUCCAGAGCCUUUCAGAUUCUAUACGCAUAAUUUUUCUUACUUGUCCUCCAGUAAAUGAGGAGAAAGUUUGUGGAACUACAAGUGGGAUAUUCAGUGAGCUAGUAAGAACUAAUGAGCUGUGCGGACAAUAUUCAGAAGCUUGCAUAAAGGUGGGUCAGGAAACAGGCGUCAAGGUUAUUGAUCUUUUUAGCGCCUUCCAGAGAAGUGAUGAUUGGAUGAAUGCUUGCUUUACGGACGGGAUUCAUUUAUCCGCCGAAGGGAGCAAGAUUGUUGUCGAGGAGAUAUUGAAGGUACUGAAGAGUGCUGAGUGGAAGCCAUGUUUGCACUGGAAGUCCGUGCCCACGGAAUUUUCUGAGGACUCGUCCUAUGAUCUUGUUGCUGCUGAUGGGAAAAGGACACUGAAUCCGUCUGAGUGGACUUUUCACAGAGAGAUUCAGCGGGACUAGUUUGCAGGAUUUCUUUCUGUGUGCUUUUUCCCAAUUCAAGAGAUGGACAUGUUCAAUAAGGAAAGGAAGAUCUAUUGUUGCACGAGACACUGAGUAAAAUGGGGAGAGCAAGGCGAGAGUAUAAAAGAUAAGAGGAAGAGCUAAUACUCUAGUGCAAGUGUUAUUAUUUUGUAUAGUGCAUCAUAAAAAAACACUUUACAAUGUGCACUCCAGUUACACAUAUGAACAUAUAUAUCUUAAGAGACAAUAUUACUGUUUUUUUGGCGGGAAACUUAAAACAGCCUUAGAGUAUUGUUUGUGAAAGGUCUGUUUUCAGGUGUUACAGAGUAUUGUAACACUAUUUGGAACACUGACGAUUGACUAUACUGAUUAUACUCUGAGACGUUAAAGUAAUCAAGCAGGAAAUAAAGCAAGAAAAAUAGA